Cyprinodon variegatus (sheepshead minnow) is the source of this 3162-nucleotide messenger RNA. RefSeq names its product septin-2-like. The transcript is spliced from 4 exons. Bases 137 to 1732 code for a protein of 531 amino acids. Gene Ontology annotation, molecular function: GTP binding. NCBI's taxonomy places the organism in Eukaryota, Metazoa, Chordata, Actinopteri, Cyprinodontiformes, Cyprinodontidae. The record is from RefSeq and is a predicted model, not a curated record.
ACCAAUCAAGCUGCUGAUCCAGAUCAACAGUUGUGAAUACAAUGACUCUAAACAAGCCUCUCUGAGCAUUAAGCAGACUGACAACACAGAAACCCGUUUCAAUCUCACAGCAGUGAAACCUCAAAAUUUCAACAUCAUGCAUAGAAGGUAUAUCUCAUCUCAAUUCAAGAACAUCAUCUCUAAAAGUCUCCUGAUCGAACCAGGACCCCCAGCUGUCUACCAGCUACAGACAAAAAAUGAGGACUUCGGACCUCUGACUAAAAUGACCCUAGGAAAGAAAAACCUGAACAAGGCAAAUAGAACGGUGUUACUGGUGGGUGAAACAGGAGCAGGAAAGUCUACCAUCAUCAACUCUCUGGUCAACCACGCCAUGGGAGUGAAUUAUGAAGAUGAACUCUGGUUUCAGAUUGUAAAAGAUGAGAGGAGGGACCAGACUGAGAGUCAAACAUCAGAUGUAGUUGUUUAUGAGAUCUUUGGGUUUGAAGAUCAAACUCUUCCUUUCUCUCUUACCAUCAUUGACACGCCUGGAUUUGGAGACACCAGAGGGAUAGAAAAAGAUAUUAUUGUCAGUCAAAGAUUGUUUGACUUGUUUCGAUCUGAUGAGGGGAUCAAUGAGAUUCACGCUGUUGGUCUGGUGGUUAAGUCCACGGACAAUCGAGUGAAUGAUCGCCUGUCAUACGUCUUCAAUUCAGUCAUGUCUCUGUUUGGGAAGAACCUUGAGAAAAGCAUUGUGGCUCUCAUUACUCAUUCUGACGGAAGAGCACCCAAGAAUGUUCUUCAAGCGCUUGAAGCUACACAUAUCAAAUGUGCAAAAAACGAAAGGAAUCAACCAAUUUGCUUCCUUUUUGAUAACUCCCAAGCUGAAGACCGAUCAGAAGACGAGGAUUUCCUUAAAGCAGCUGAUGAAAUUUCAAAGAAAGGAAUGAAAGCCUUUACAGACUUCUUGGAAAGGAAAAGUCCUCAAAGACUGAUUUCGACCAUGGAUGUCCUGAGCGAACGCAUCAGCCUGACCUCCUGCAUCCAGAACCUGCAGGAGAGAAUCCUGUUAAGUGAGCAGAAGGAAAGGGAACUCAAACAAACUCUUGAUGCUCUGAAAAAACAAGAAGAUGAAAUGAAUAAAUCUCACGUAGUCACUGUAGAUGUUGAUGUUGUCUACAAAGAAAAAGAGCCUCUAGCAAGUAAGGGUUUUUUUAGGCGUAAUUUGUUUGAGAAAGCAAUGGUGUGCACCAUCUGUGAAGAGAACUGCCACUAUCCUGGCUGUACAUUAAGCCGCAAUCCUCAACGCUGUGAGGUCAUAAGAAACGGCCACUGCACUGUCUGCUCUGGGAAAUGUCCUGCAUCGGCUCAUGUGAAGGAAAGAUGGAGAUAUGUAACAAAAACCAAAAAGGUAAAGAAGACCAUAGAAGUUCAGAAAAAGAUGCUGGGAGAGAAAGUUGACCCCACAACAAGGGAUGCUACCUUAAAUCGUUUUUACAAGCAAAUAGAUGAACUGAAAGCAGAAAAGGUCCGGCUUGUCCUUGAGUCUUACCAACAUGUCAUGAAACUGGAGGAUAUCGCCCUCAAAGCGGAUUCCGUCUCAACUUUUGUUCACAUGGAUUUCUUGAUCGAAAAGCUGAAGGAAACAGGAGACACAAAGAAAGCUGGGAUACUGGAGGAGAUAAGAAGCCGAAUGGAUGCUGGAACCAAAUUAGCACUAGACUACAUGUGGGCAAAAACAAUUGGAGCAGAGUAAAACCAGGAAAGAACUGACGGUCAAAUCAUAUCAAUGACAGGUCAGACAAGAGAGCUUCAUCAGUUGAAUUACCUCUAGAAAGGUUCCACUUUAUAUAAGAUUUUUGUAUAUCAUCUCAUCAUAAAGGUAAAAGGGUUUAAUGAUUGUUUAAUACAAUAGUCAUCAUUUUACAAAAUUGUAUCUUUUUAUCUUUUUAAUAUGUCUGUAACUAUCAAAUAUAAUACGCCAUUAUACAGAAGAAAAUAUUAGAGCAAACAUAAUUACCACCAUCUGUCCAUGGUGUCUUGUCUAUCCGUCAGGGUCCCAGUGGGGCUGGAAGCUAUCUCCACCAGUCUUGGUUAAAGGCAGGGAACACCCUGGACAGGUCGCCAGUAUAUAGUGGGGCAACACGGAGAUACACAAAGACACAGAGCAAUGCAACCACACCCUAACCCCUAAGGGCAUUUUAGACAUGCCAAUUUACAUAACUGUAAGAGUUUUUGACAGUGGGAGGAAGCCAGAGUACCCUGAGAAAACCCAGUCCUGCAAGGGGAGAACAUGCAAAAUGCAGAAAUCAAACACAGCUUCUUGGUGGAAGGCAAGAGUGCUACACACUACCCCACUGUCCAGUCUUAAAAUUUAAACCAACAAUAGAAAAUCUAAAAAAACCUAAUAUAAGUGAAUAUGGGUAACUGGGAAACCAUUUAUUUAAUAAAGAAAUUAAGAUUUAUAAUAUCAAUGAUUUUCUGAUUAAAGGUGGUUUUACCAUUUUUCAAUUCUUAGUUCCAAUGGCAGCAUUAGAAAUACUCAUUCAAAUCCAACAGUUUAUUGAUCUACUUGUUGCAUCUGCUAUCCUCUGUCUAAAAAACUAAUGCAACAUAUUGCCAAAAAUUGUCUUCUGAAUUUAUGGAUAUAUUAUAUUGUUACAUUUUUUAUUGUCUCAACAAAUAUCACAAAAAUAAUAUGAUAAAAUGAGAAGAGCUAGUAUCCACUUACUAGCUUUUCAAAAAUGUAAAUAUUUUGUUUAGCUAUAAUUAAUUGAAAUGAGAUUUUGACUUUUGUAGAUUUGACUUUAGUACAUUAUUUUGUAUUUCUUAUAUAGGAAAAGGUCUUUGUGUAACUAAAUGUUUAUUCCUUUAAUAUGUUGGGGUUUUUUUAGUUUGUGAUAUGAUAAGUGAUAAUGUCAUUAAAUGGACUUUAAUAUAAUUAUACACACUAUACAGAGUUUUACAUUAGAAAUAUCCAGCAAUAAUAUCUAUUUUGUAACGGUUUUGUAUCAAAUCUUUGGCCUUCUGGUGAUAAAAUGUUUGAUGAAUGACACCAUAUUACUGUUUGUGUGUUUAUUGGAUCUUUGUUUAACUGGAAUCAGUGAUGGGUUCUAUGCUGGUACCAUGGUUCUUAGCGCUACUGUCAGUGUGAACAAGAAAAACUCAGGUUUAAAGAAAAAUAUC